AGUGAAGUCUGCUGUUUGCAAACCAGAAAAAAAUUCCUUUCUCGUUGGCUCAAUGACUCCUGCUUCAACAAUCAAAAGAAUAAAUUGGUGAAAAUUGAAAACAUUGUUGCGGUCGGGGAUGGAGUGACUACAACUGGGAAGAUAAUGUCAAAUAUUUUACAAAUUACUAUACUAUUAGAGUUUUGUUAUUCUGAGUUUGGAGACAUUAAAAGUUUGUGGGAUUGACAUUAUUGCUUCGAGCAAUAUGAAUGAUUAAAAAUAAACAGUGCAAAUUGAAGCAGGGUUCUUAAGGUUAUAAAGGCUACAAUAUUAUUGUGUAAUAUGUAGGCCUAGAUUAUUGUCAGAUUGAUUUUAACAUUUCCAAUGGUCGUGUAAGAGGUUCUACUACUGUCCGUACUAAUGACAUAUUGGAUUUUGCUGAACAAGAAUAAGAAGAAAACAGAGAAAUGAGGCCUGACAAAUGAGCUUUGUCAAUGUUUACCGAUCAUAAAUAGCCAAAGUACAUUAAUAUUGUAAGUAGCCAAUGACUGACAAUAAAAGUAUGACUAACGACAUUGACGACCAUCUGGAAAUGAGGUUGUUGGAUGAAGAAAGUCGAGAUGAAGACAGUGAAGUCGCUCAUAAGAAUGUGAACACUUCAUCUUACCCUUACCUAGGCCUAAUACUAGCAUGUAUCUCAUCCUUGUUUUUUUCUUUAUGCUCAGUAAUUGUGAAGUGGCUCACUAAUGUUCAUCCAAUGGAACUAGCUGCCUGCAGGUUUGUCGGUGUCCUUUUACCAGCAAUUCCUAUUGUGUUGUGGCGGAAUGAAAACCCUUAUCCAUCAGGUAAACGUUUGAUGCUCCUUCUUCGAUCUUUUGUUGGAACAACUGGGCUGAUGUUGAGUUUUUAUGCUUUUAGGCACAUGCCACUUGCAGAUUCAUCUGUUAUAGUAUUUAGUGUUCCAGUAUUUGUUGCUAUAUUUGCACGGAUAUUCCUUAAAGAACCAUGUGGUUUUUUUAAUGUAAUAACAAUUCUUUUGACCUUAAUAGGAGUGAUUCUGAUUACAAGGCCACCUUUUAUAUUUGGAGCGCACAUUCCCUCAUUAGCCUCUGAUGAACAGACAGGCAGUACUGACCUUUGGGCUGCAGUUGCUGCUUUUUCAGCUACUCUUUUUGGAGCCAAUGUUUAUGUUCUUCUACGAGCACUUAAGGGUCUUCAUUUUUCUGUAAUUAUGACUAAUUUUGGUGCCUUUGCUCUCAUUCAAACUGUCGGAGUUACCUGGGCCUUAGAUGCCUUGUGUUGGCCACAGUGUGGUAUUGAACGACUUCUUGUUGUGGCCUUAGCUUUGUUUAGUUUUGGUGGCCAGAUUCUUCUUACGCUAUCUCUCCAAUUGGAGCAAGCAGGCCCAGUUGCUAUUGCUAGGUCUGCUGAUAUUGUUUUUGCAUUCAUUUGGCAGGUGCUCUUCUUCAAGGAAAUUCCGAAUGCUUAUAGCCUUGCUGGUGCAUUUUUAGUUACUAGUUCUGUGAUGUUAACAGGCCUUAGGAAAUGGGUUAUAUCCUUACCUGAAAAUUCUCCAGUCAAACGAAAGCUGGCGAUCUUCAUAAAAUAAGAGUCAGAAUAUGUGGAGUUAGUAUUAUACUACUUGUAAGCAUAGUUCACAUUCAACAUCUUGGCUUCCGCAAACAAUUACAUUAUUGUGACACAUCACAAGCUAAUAGUAGGUUUAACUCCAUAAGCUAGAUACAAAAUAUUUUUGUAAUGUAUGGUACUUAUGGCUUUCAUUUCAAAAAUAAAAAGACAAAUUAUUUUUACUCUUACAUAAGCCUGAGGUGUUAAAUAUUUUGUAGGCCUUAAUUUUAUGGUUUGUAAAAAUGCUGUAGACUACUAUUUUGUGUAUUAUGAUACUCAGAGAAUUUUCAAAUAGAAAUUGCACAAAAAGCAAUUAAUUAUAAUACCAGAUAGUGGCAAGGUUAUAACUGAUUCCUUGUAUUGACACCUUGAUAAAGAACUUGGUCGUAAUCCAGGUUCACUUAGAUUGCACAAACCAUUAUGAUUAAAUUAUGCGUAACAUAUUGGUAUAACCUCAUUCAGAAGAUAAACUUAAUGUACAUUGUUUUUUUCAGAUUUAAGUGUAUAACGUAAAAACUGUUCACUCAAAUAUAAUUGUUAUACAGAAAGGCAAAUUUAAAGAAACACUCUAAUGAUAGUAAUAGUUCAGUAAAAAGCUAAGUAUAACAUUUUUACAAGAAAUACCUUAGAUUGUUUAGAUAGAUUCUUUAAUACUUUUUUUUAAUUAUUGAAAUUAGAACUAUGAUGUUGUCAGACAUGUAAUAUAAUUAUUAUUAUAUAAUAUGUAUAUAACAGUGUUUGUGAUUAAAAUCCUUCAAGAACAACAAGCAAUCUUAGUUCUUAGGCUUACGUGGCUGUUGUCAUAACAUUAUAAUAACUAACACCUAGGAUUUCCGGUUCACAUUGUGUUGAAAUAUUGCUUAUACAAUUAAAUUCUUGAAAUAUUUUGGCCUCUCUGUUUAAAUAUACAUUUCAAUGCUGUUUUUAUGUAUGAGGCGAUCUGAAUGGUGAUGUGUUCACACCGGCCUUAUAUCCAGUAAGUCUUGCAAAUGUAAACAAUUGAGUGUAAGAUUUUAUAAAGAGAUUUUGUUCUUGAUUGAUUUAUGCUUAAAUAUGGUUUUAUUCACUAAAUGAUGGGAAAUAUCUUUUCCAAUACAGUCAGAUGAAAUUUAUGUUUCAUUUUUUACUGUUAAAUCAAUUAUCAAAUUGGAGAUAGGUUAUUAUUUUAGUUAGUUAAUUUAUACAAUGAUGGUUUGAAGGCCCUUUAUUGAUUGACAUUUUAUUAUGUUUUUUUUUUUUUUAUUUCAUCAUCUUCGAAAUCUUAAAAGUUUUAAAUAGCUAUAAGCAUAUUAGUGGUUUCUAAAAAUUUAUGUUUGAUAUGGCCCAUAUCAAUUAGACAUUAUGUUUGUAUAUUUAUUUGGUUGCAUUGCUUCAAUAUUACCUACAAUUCUAGAACUUCUAGUAUGCUGCAACUAUCAGGAAAUGUUAUGAGAUAUGUAAAACAAAUAGGAGCUUAAUACCUAAUCUAAAUCCUUUUCAAAACGCUGUUUAGGUAGCAAUCUGGUAUCUUUACAAAAAAUAAUAAAAAAUUGUUAUUAAAAGUUAUCAUUAUUCAAAGUUUAAAAAAAAGGCAUUUUAUGGUUAGUUCUAAGUUGUUAUUUUGCAUAUAAUUUUAUUUUGUUCUAGGAGGGACAAUAAGUGAGCUGUAGAUCCUUUUUAGUAAACAGUCACCAUCAUGAAAACUUAAGAGAGAAUGGAUGAAUAAAUUGAUUAAUUUUUAUUUCUCAAAUAGAUGGACAAUAUCACAAUUUUAACCCUUUAAGGAGUAAUGACGUUCUGGAACGUCAAUAGAUCAUUUGUUCAUAGGAGUAAGGAUGUGAAACAUAAUACUCUCCCAAAAUAGUAAGAAAAGUUUUGUUUUAUUUUUAAUGAAAAUCAGAUAUUAUUACUAUAAAAAGCUAACAUUUACUUUUGUUGAGAAAACACAAAGGCUAAAAUUUGUUUUUUGUGAUAAAGUGCUCGAAACAUGGAUGUAUACACAGUGGCAAACCACACUCUUUACAUUCAAACGUUGUAUCCUUCCUCUUCUUUUCUCUGCUUGAGGAAUGAGAACAGACGUAGCAUCUCUUUUGUGUCUUCCGUGUCUGACCUCUUCUGCGUUGGCAGUGGGCGGGGGAAGUCUGCAGGUCAGGCGGAGCGGAUGUUGGUCUCUGGUAGCGGCUGGCGGCGGCACGACCCUCGGCGCCGCGGCUACCAGCCUUCCUUCUCUUGGAGUGUGAUGUGUUUCCAAUAUUUGUCGGAUGAGGUUUAGUCUAAAGUCAAAAAAACCCACUUUUCUUGUUUUGUUUGAUUACAAUCCUUCACUCCACUCAUACAGCCCCCUUCUUAUGUCGUCACUACGUAAGUUACGUUCUGGAUCCAUUUCACAACACAAAAGGAAACUGACUUGAGAACAAUAAACUACACUAUUUCAUCAUUAUAGAAGAAACUGCACAAAGUGAAUGUUUACAGCGUAGCAACAAAUUGCGACUGUAGAAGUUGUUAGCGCCAAUUGCUGUUGACAGUAGAAAUCGCGGGAAUCCGUGUGCGGAAAAAACCUUUACAGCCGCUCUGUAGUUGAAAGCAGCUGACAGUAUUUACGCGGGAAACUGCGCUCAGUUAUUCAAGGUUAGGAACAGUAGACGGAUUUCUUCCAUAGAUGAAAAACAUAAGAGCUAGUACUUGUAAUAUAAGUCAUAAUUCAUUGACGUUCUAGAACGUCCUUCUAUUUUCACAUGAUUUUUAAUAUGACGUUCUGGAACGUCAAUACUAUUUUGUAACAAACACCUAUACUCGUUAAAGGGUUAAAAAUGCUUGAAACAUUUUUUUUAAUUACAGAAAGUAUUGUCUUUGGGAAUGAGCCUCCUGGGAUGUUAUAAUAAUGAACUGAAUAUUCAAAAUUUAUGAAAGUGCAAAUGUAGUGAAAGAGGUAAAAAUUAUGUGAAUUUAAUUUGUGAGUAUUAAAGCGUUAAAGAUUAUUAGUUGAAAAAUAGUUUACAGUAGGAUUUAUAAGCAAUGAGGAUAACAGGAUCAUAACACAUUAAAAUAGCCCUGUCGUAGUGAUGACAGGUGAUGGGAGGAAAGAGUGGCUUUACACAGGUCAGACUGUUUGCCCGUAGUGCGUAGACAGCACUGCCUCUGCAUCCUCAAUAGGCAAGGGAAACAACAACUAGUUAACUUUUCUUUUAAAAGCAAAUUUAGAAAUGUCAUUUAUAAAACUAAUAUUGUGGAACUGUUUACACAAAAAGUACUGAGCUUGGUAGUAUGAAUUUAUAUUCGAAAAAUACUUAGGUAAUUGCUGAGAUAGAUUUUUAUACAUGUAAAUUGAAAGAAAUUUGAGAAAAAGGUGCUUUAAAAUUUUUGAAUUAAAAAGGAAGCUAGAUAGUUAUGUCUUUUUUUAGAAGCUAAUUUUAAAAUUGAUUUAUGAACUGUGAACUAAGGAUCAAGCAGAUUUAUAAACUGCUUCACAAGAAAUAACUUCAAAUGCUUAAAACGAUUGCACAUGUGAAUAGUAAAUCAUAUUCAUUUAUUGAUCUACAAGAAUUUCCCUAAGGUUCUUAAAGACAAAAAUAUAUUUUUGUGCUUUUUGUUUGAGAUAUUUAAUAUGAUCUGCCCAUUUAAAACAAAAAUAAAAAAGUAACUCCUCAAGAUAUGUAUAUGAGUAUAUUCUUCAAUUGCUUCACAAGUACUGGUACUGUUGGAGAGGUUUCCACAAAUAUGUAUGAUCAGACUGUCUGAAAUAUUCUGACAGGAUUUAGGGAGAUUGACAUAAAUCUAAUUUCAGUUAUAUUUCAAGAAAGGACCAUCUGAUCAAACGAUUUUUUCAGCAACAUUAAAUCACUUAAAGCACAUAAUCACUGUCCAUGUAUUUCCUAUAAGAAAAAUAAACUGGCGUCUUUGGCAAAUAGUGUUAUUCAUCCAUUUAAAUUUAGUUUGAAAAUAUUGUUAAUAUAUUAAGUUAAGAAAAUGCCCAAUAAUACUUCAUUGAACUACGCUAUAGUAUACAUUAAUUGCAUCACUACUUAUAUUAUACAUUAAUUGCAUCACUACUUAUAUUAUAAAUUGAAACAUUUUGUUUUCUAUUGGUAAAAAUAACAAAAACCAAGCAUGCCCCUAACUCCUAAUUGUUCUAAUAUAUCCAUUAACUUAUUUCUGUCAACAGAAUCAAAGGCUUUUUCAGGUCUAAAAGGAUUAGCAUAAAUUUUUAUGUAUUCCGAGAUCGUAUUAUUUCAUUUUGUAUUUAAAUCAAACAAUGCAUCCGAUGUACUCUUAUUGUCUCUAAUUCAUACUGACACUUAGAAUGUAUAUUGUUUACCUGCAAAAAGUGUAGGAGUUGUUCCUUAACUACUUUCUCUAGGACUUUAUCAAAGACACUUAAAAGGGAUAUCAGGCGGGAAUUAUUUUUAUCAAUAAAUCUAUUUUGAUUUAUGCAGAGGAUACAUUUUAGCUAAUUUAAAAUUAUCAGGGAAUAUUCUUGGGUGAUACUUAAUCAAGUGUAACAGUGAUUUUAUAACAACAAUAACAAUUAAACUGUCCUUGAGGACCCAUGCAAAUACGCCAUUAUGACUAUGUGUGGAGCCUCCCCGUAAACUUGUUACUUGUUGUAUUAUUUCAAGUUCUGUCACAGUACGUCGUGUAAAUAUCGCAUCAAGUCUAUAGUCACUGUUCUCACCACUGGAUGUCCUCCUAAGACAUGGGCUAAUUUUUUCCCGAUAGAAGAAAAAUUUAUUGAAAAUAUUUGCUACUUGAAUAAUUUUUUGUUGUUAAUAUUUGAAUUUGUCGAAAAUAACUUUCUUAAUGGAUAUAUGUCAUUUAGUUUUGCUCCCUAUCUGCCAAUUCAUUUACUAUUCCCAAAAUCUUUUAGAAUUGUUUCUGAUUUCUGUAAUUUUAGAGGGAUACUGCUCUCUUGUAGAGUGUUUUAAUGAAGUGCUUAGAAUUUGUCUAUAGUUGUGGAAUGAUAUUAUGGUUCACAUUAAAAGGUUGUUUUAAAUUCUUUUACUUAGCGUAUCUCGAGCUCUUAUUUAACAAACUAAUUCUGCAGAUAUCCAGGGCAUAAAUUUCUAGAUCUAUUAGGUCUUAGGGACGUUCUCGAUUGAUUUUUCUACUAAAUCGUUAAAUAGGUGAAACAUCCAAAGAAUAUAAUACAGGUUCCUAGUGGACAUGUGUGAGGUUGUCAGCAAGUAUCACUUGGUCUACGUAUGUAGCAGUUUGAGUCUUGUCAGUGGCUGUAGGUCAAGUUAUUGUCAAAACAGUGCUAUAAUAAUCUAUGAGGCUUGAUUAAAACAUAGCUGGUCUAACUCUACUCAUAUCUCUGUAUCGUAAAAAAAUGUGAUUCAGACAAGACUGGGUUGUUUUCAGUUACUCUAAUAGGUUUGUCUACACAUUUCACAAGUCCCGUCCCAAAUAUACAGUUAUAGUAUUUAUCCAUCAGUGUAUCUUAAGUAAGUCUAUGUUUAUAUCGCCUAUCAAUACACACAUUUUAUUUGUAAAUUUUCAAAAAUAGUAAUUGUCUAGCUCAUCUGUAAAUAAAUCUAAAUUGCUAUCAAAAGUUCUGUAAAGUGUAAGCAAGUUAAACUGUUGUCCUAAAUAAAUAAAAUCUAGACUAAUUGCAAACACAUCCCUAACUAAUCUGUGUGGCAGUGACAUUCAGUCGUUUGUUUAUAUAAAGUACAGUCCCAUCAUUCCGGUUCCUUUGCUUUUCUGUCAGGUAAAUGUCAAAGCUCUUAAAUAUCAUCCAUAUAAGAGAUAUCAAAAAUUGUGUAAUUACGAAUUGAUUAGAUUAAGAUGAAGAUUAAUUUUUUUUUCUAAAUAAACAAAUUACAAAUGUCACAGUGCAUUAAACUAUACUGCAAUAUUUCACCAAAGAACUAGUAGUCAUUUUUCCCUGUAAUGGCAGGCAAUUUUUGAGUGUUUUGUACCCUUUAAAUUUAGUCAUAGCUUACGUAACAAAACCUCUAACACAUAACUUAACAGAACAAGUUAGAAAUUAAAUAUAUAAAACGCCUGAUGUGUAGAAUGAUUGUAAAGUUUUUGUACUGACUACAUUAAUGUGACCAAUUAUUCAUUAAUGUUUAUGUAUUAUCAUUAGGUGAGUUAGUUUGUCUUUCUAUUAAUGUUUUGGUUAGUGCUUGUCUCCUUAUUUAGUUUUCAAGAUUAGAUUGUUUACUGAAUGUUUUUACUCUAAGAUAAAGAAUUUUAGGGAUUGAAUGUUAAAUCUGGAUUGGAUGACAACUGGUGUAGUGUAGACAUUUCAUCUUGUUAUUUUCUUUGAAAUAUAUAAAAGUUGUUUUAGGUAUUCAUGCUAAAAAACCAUACAUAGACAUAAUACGAUAAAAAAUAAAGUUCGGCUGUAGUAAGGAUUCCUUAUUUUUUUUUAAUUUUUACUAGCUAAAUACUAGUACUAUUACUUAUUACAAAAUCUUUGGAAAAGCUGAAUGGAUUAGAGUUAAUUUUGUUAUAGUUUUGUUUUACCUCUCAUGUGCUUGCUAAGAAACUAGUUUAAACAUUUUGCAACCUAACCGAAGACACCCACAAUAAAACAUACACUUUUUGAUUAUUGACAGCAGACACUUGGAAAUUUUUCCUAAGUGUUUCUGUAGAAAUUAUCCUUGUUAAUGAAACAGUUAAUGAAAUUUUGCACGUAACUUCAUGUUACCUUUAAGUGCUUAUUGAGAAAUGAGUUUGAUCUGCAACCUCGGGGUCCUUGUUUUCCUGUCAUUAAUAUUUAGUGUUAUUAAAUUUCAUAAACUAUUGAUUCAAGUACCAUGAAAUUCUGUAAAGUUUUAUGUUACCAUCCUACGCUUGCUCACUAUUUGAAGGUUCUUGCUCUCUGUUUUCUGCCUCGCUAGCUUUCAAAUUUGAAAAGAUCCACUUAAUCAUGCUGUAAACUGGGUAAAGUUCAUAGAUGAAUUUAUUUCUUUUACAGAAAAUGUUCGGAAACGUUAGUGUUGUAGAAUCUAAAUUAUGUUAAAUAAUUUAUCUGUCUCCAAAAGUACAUGACAUAUUUAAAAAUUAGUAUUAGUUAUAAUUUUUAUAACCCUAAUAGUGUUUUAAUAUUUUUCUCACAGUUUAGCUUAUUUUUAGUUUGUAAGAUGUUUCUCAAACUUAGAUUGAUAUCUCAAUAAUGAAAUAUAAGAGAUAAACAACGAAUACAAGCUAAUAAUUGCUUGUUAGAGUUUCUAUUUAAACAUUUAAAAGUUUAUUGGUUACUGUUAAUUAUUUUGCUUUUCAAACCUAAGUGUUGUAUAGCACAAUCAUGACAUUUUAGAAUUAUAUUUAUGUUUAUGUGCAAUAAUAUUAUGUUUUAACUUGUAAUAUUGUAUUUCUUGGAUUAGCAGUAUUAUGAUUACCUUCUUCAUUUAUUUAAACUACAGCACUUAAUUUUAUUUCUUAAUAGAUUUUGAGUAUGAUUAAGUUUUAAUUAAUACCAAAGGAAUGUGAUAAUUUAUAAACCUAAAAGUUGUACCAAUGAUGAAUUUGUAGUUUUAAUACACAUGUUAUUUUAUAAAACAUUUAAAUUAAUGUAAGAACUUGAGUGGUAAUGACAUUUGGCACUGAAGGUAAAUAUAAAAUAUUACCUGCUUGCUGGUAGAGUUUAAAUGCAAAUAAGGUCAGUUUUAAAGUUGCACCUUCUAUCUCGGUGAAAAUUUCACAGAAAUACAGUAGUUAAACUGUACUGGUGCUUAAACGCAGAAAAGGCAAUUUUACUGAACGUCUAGUAAAGUAGUUACCAAACAUUUUUGUCACUUUUUUCUUUACACAAAAUAUUGGUUGUGAUUAUCAUAUUUUUAUUGAGUUAUUAAGAUAUGCUAUUGACUGAGUUGAGUUGCUGAUAUUUAAGAUGUGGGUAUAUUAGUUUUUAAAUAAAGUUAUCAUAAUUCAAUGGUCAAGAGAGUCAAUAAAUAAAACCACUCUGUAUUGGGUUUUUCUACUUUGUCUGUUUUGGUUUUGUUUUAGUUCCUAAAAUGUAUGCUAGUCAUGUUAGAAGUGUUCUACUUUAUAUAGUGCUUGUGUACCAAAUAUUUCUCAGUUUACAAAUAAGAGAAUGAAAAUAUUUUAAACCAAAUACACUAUUUAUAAAGAAAAUACACAUUUUUUUUAAUACUGGCUAUAUGCUGGAUUAAUGCAAAUUCAUAUGGUAGUUUGCUUUGCAAUUUAUAUGUAUUAGAACUAUCUCAUAUGUGCUGAAUCAAUAUGACAUUGUAAUGUUCUCACUAUUGUUGCAGUUGGCUUUUAGCGAAUUUCCAUAUAGAUAUAUUUUACAGAAAACAAUAGUUAUUAAUUUUAACUGGAAGCUUGGCAGGUGGUGUCAUAUACCAAAAGUACAGUAUUUAAAAAACAAUAAAGUAUAUUUUUGAAUGGUUUUCAAUUUCUGGACAAUAUAUAUAUAUAUAUAUAUAUUUAUAUAUAUAUUUAUUUAUAAACAUCAACAAAACUUUAUCCAACUUAUGUAUAUAAUAGGAGUCUAACAGACCUUCUAUUUCUGAUAAGGCUAAUUUUCUCAUUACCCUCUUCUUAAGAUAACUCAUUUUUUAUUUGUUAAUUGCUAAUUUACAGGAAUAAGGAGAGUUCUUUAUUACAAGAAAAUAAUUGAACAUCUUUCAUUUACCGAAUCAUAUUUCUAUCCACACAAUACCUUGA
This is a messenger RNA of Homalodisca vitripennis (glassy-winged sharpshooter), 10227 nucleotides long. RefSeq names its product solute carrier family 35 member G1-like. Lineage: Eukaryota; Metazoa; Arthropoda; Insecta; Hemiptera; Cicadellidae. The transcript is spliced from 2 exons. Bases 524 to 1588 code for a protein of 354 amino acids. The record is from RefSeq and is a predicted model, not a curated record. Gene Ontology annotation, cellular component: membrane.